AUGGGUGCGCAAGAGUUGCGAUACGAUGGCCAGACCGUUGUAGUGACUGGUGCUGGUGGCGGCCUUGGUCGCGAGUAUGCCAUCUUCUUCGCCAGCCGCGGUGCGAACGUCGUCGUGAAUGACCUCGGUAGUAGCUUCAAGGGCGAGGGAGGUAGCUCAUCGGCUGCAGACAAAGUUGUUGAAGAGAUCAAGUCCGCCGGCGGCAACGCAGUCGCCAACUACGACUCAGUCGAGAAUGGAGAAAAUAUCAUCAAGACUGCGAUCGACGCUUUCGGGCGCAUUGAUGUCCUCAUCAACAACGCCGGUAUCCUACGAGAUGUCAGCUUCAAGAACAUGAAGCAGGCAGACUGGGAGCUUAUCUACAAGGUUCACGUCCUCGGUGCAUACAAGUGUGCAAGAGCUGCAUGGCCACAUUUCAGAAAACAGAAGUAUGGCAGGCUUAUUAGCACCGCCUCGGCUGCUGGUCUGUUUGGCUCUUUCGGUCAGACCAACUAUUCAGCUGCCAAACUUGCUCUGGUCGGUUUCACCGAGACCCUCGCAAAAGAGGGCUUCAAGUACAACAUCCUUUGCAACGUCAUCGCCCCAAUCGCAGCCAGUCGAAUGACCGAGACUGUCAUGCCUCCCGAUGUCCUCGAGAAGCUGAAGCCAGAGUGGAUCGUCCCUCUCGUUGCCGUUCUGACACACAAGUCGAACACCAAGACCGGUGGGAUAUUCGAAGCUGGUGGAGGCCACAUCGCUGAGCUGAGAUGGGAGCGAGCCAACGGUGUUCACUUGAAGGCAGAUGAGACCCUUACACCAGGCGCUGUGGCUACCAAGUGGAAGGAUGUCGUCGACUUCUCCAAGCCAGACCACCCACAGGGCCCUGCCAAUGCUCUCGAACUUCUCGAGGAGGCUGGCAAGCUUCCUGCUAACCCCAAGGGCGAGGAGCUCGACUUCACCGGCAAGGUUGCAAUUGUCACUGGUGGCGGUGCUGGUCUUGGCCGCAUCUACGCUCUUCAACUGGCUAAGCGUGGUGCCAAGGUCGUUAUCAACGAUCUUGUGAACCCUGAUGAUGUCGUCCAGGAGAUCCAGAAGCUUGGCGGUGAGGCCGUUGGUAACAAGGCUGAUGUGCAGGAUGGCGAGGCUGUUGUCAAGACGGCUAUCGACACCUGGGGUCGUGUUGAUAUCGUCAUUAACAACGCUGGUAUCCUUCGCGACAAGGCUUUCGCCAACAUGACCGACGACCAGUGGGAUAUUAUUCACAAAGUUCAUCUGUUCGGCACAUACUCGGUUUCUAAGGCCGCCUGGCCUUAUAUGCUGAAGCAGAAGUAUGGUCGUAUCCUGAACACUACUUCUACCAGCGGUAUUUACGGAAACUUUGGUCAAGCCAACUAUGCCUCGGCCAAGUGCGGUAUCCUUGGGUUCUCCAAGUCUCUUGCACUUGAAGGCAAGAAGCACAACAUCUUCGUCAACACGGUUGCUCCCAACGCUGGCACACAGAUGACUCGCUCGAUCAUGCCCGAGGAGGUUGUUCAAGCUCUCAAGCCCGACUACAACGCACCUCUCGUCAUCCUUCUCGUUUCCGACAAGGCACCAGUGCCAACUGGUGGUCUCUAUGAGAUGGGUUCUGGCUGGUUUGCCGCUACCAGGUGGCAGCGAACUGGCGGCCACGGCUUCCCUGUCGAUGUUAAGCUUACUCCCGAAGCUGUUCUCCAGCAGUGGGAGCGUAUUACCAACUUCGAUGACGGUCGUGCCGAUAACCCGCACGACAACGCCAGCGGUCUCAAGUCGAUCAUGGCCAACAUGGAGAAUACUAGCAAGAAGAGCAAGAAGGAAAAGAAGCCAUCGAAGAGCAACGAGGAGAUCCUCAAGGCCCAGCAGAAAGCUCUUGCCACCAAGUCAGAGGGCACACCUUUCGAGUACACCGAGAGGGAUGUCAUCCUUUACAACUUGGGCAUUGGAGCCAAGCGUACCGAUCUCCCCUUCGUCUACGAAGGCGACGAGAACUUCCAAGUCAUUCCGACAUUCGGUGUGGUCCCUCCCUUCAACGCCGAGCCUCCUUUCUCUUUUGAUGAAAUCGUCCCCAACUUCGACCCGCGCAUGCUCCUGCACGGUGAGCAGUUCCUCGAAAUCCGCAAGUUCCCCAUCCCUACAGAAGCCAAGCUCAUCGCUGUGCCAAAACUCGUCGAGGUGGUCGACAAGGGCGCCGCUGGGCUUGUUGUCUACGGCUCCGUAACCAAGGAUGCGAACACUGGCGAGGAGAUCUUCUAUAACGAGAGCACAGUCUUCAUCCGCGGAAGUGGCAACUUUGGCGGCCAGAAGAAGGGUGGUGACAGGGGUGCCGCAACCAAGGCGUACAAGCCACCUCAGCGCGCACCUGACGUCGUUGUUGAGGAGAAGACGACUGAGGAGCAGGCUGCCAUCUACCGUCUCUCAGGUGAUCUCAACCCUCUGCACAUCGACCCGCAGUUCAGCAAGGUUGGUGGCUUUGAGACACCGAUUCUGCACGGUCUGUGCUCGUUCGGUAUCUCGGGUAAGCACGUCUUGCAGAAGUUUGGGCCGUUCAAGAACAUCAAGGUUCGCUUCGCUGGUGUCGUACUGCCAGGACAGACUCUCAUUACUGAGAUGUGGAAGACCGGCAACACAGUAGCCUUCCAGACCAAGGUCAAGGAGACCGGCAAGCUUGCUAUCUCUGGAGCUGGUGCUGAGUUGCUUGGCGGAGGAAGCAAGUUGUAG
Messenger RNA from Ascochyta rabiei, 2715 nucleotides. RefSeq names its product bifunctional hydroxyacyl-CoA dehydrogenase/enoyl-CoA hydratase fox2. The record is from RefSeq and is a predicted model, not a curated record. Gene Ontology annotation, molecular function: oxidoreductase activity. The transcript is spliced from 4 exons. Bases 1 to 2715 code for a protein of 904 amino acids. NCBI's taxonomy places the organism in Eukaryota, Fungi, Ascomycota, Dothideomycetes, Pleosporales, Didymellaceae.